UUGACAAUGGCGUCCCGACCUCGUUCUAGUGCGCGAAUAAACCUUUGACCUGCCGCAAGCCUCCUCGACACCACAGAUCCUACCCUGAGAUCCAAUUAUCCACCGGUCGCAAUCCGAUGGCCCAUCUUUGCCAUUUCAAAAGGAUCUCAACCCGGCGCUUCUCGUGUUCAGCCUCUGGGCCUCCCUCCUCCGGCUUACCAGGCGUGCCAGGCCUCCAUCUGGCAUUGCCCACCUCGUACGAUCACCUUGUGUCAGUCAUAUUCGACUUUGACGAAAUUCGCAUCUCUGAAGUGACUCGCCCGGUCUCGAAUACGUGCGAUGUGAUCUAUCACCCGGGGCUUGUCUCUGGCCCUGGGGCCCCUCGGGUCUGGGCAUCCCGGGAUGCUAGCCCACUCAUGUGAGUCGUUGAAAUAGGAAAACGGCCACUGACUAGACCUUCACCGACUGCCACCUGUGACCUGGCAGCUGUGACAAUGGGUGAAGGUCUUAGGCCCUUUGGUGGUUGGU
Messenger RNA from Colletotrichum godetiae, 507 nucleotides. RefSeq lists its product as uncharacterized. The coding region runs from base 117 to 401 and encodes 94 amino acids. The transcript has a single exon. Lineage: Eukaryota; Fungi; Ascomycota; Sordariomycetes; Glomerellales; Glomerellaceae. The record is from RefSeq and is a predicted model, not a curated record.